Messenger RNA from Cimex lectularius (bed bug), 690 nucleotides. RefSeq names its product cytochrome b5-related protein-like. Gene Ontology annotation, biological process: lipid metabolic process. The coding region runs from base 84 to 515 and encodes 143 amino acids. NCBI's taxonomy places the organism in Eukaryota, Metazoa, Arthropoda, Insecta, Hemiptera, Cimicidae. Gene Ontology annotation, cellular component: mitochondrion. The record is from RefSeq and is a predicted model, not a curated record. The transcript has 2 exons.
CUAAUUAGCUGUUUUAUUAUUAUAGAAUAUUGUUCAAACCAGACGGGCUUUGUGAACUCGUCGUCUUUUUGGUACCGGCGUCUAUGGUGGUUCUUGGAGGUGUUUCUCUUUGGAAGGCCUUCCUCUGGUGGAACGUCAUAUUGCUCCUGGCAAGUUUCUUUUUCGGAGUCAUCGGCCUUAACGCUGCCCAUCAUCAUCCAGAGUUGUUCCACGACGGCGACGAGCCCAGGGAUAAAGACUUGGAUUGGGGCCUUGCCCAGAUCGACACUGUGAGGGACCGGGUUGAAAUUAAAGGUAACGUGCCCUUGACGCUCGUCCUCUUCGGUGAACACUGCUUGCACCAUUUAUUCCCGACGGUGGACCACGCUCACCUCCAUAAACUGUACCCACUACUCGAGGAGACCUUGGAUGAGUUCGGAGUCGAGUACAAAAUGGGUUCUAUUUGGGAUUUGAUCAGGGGACAAUUUCUCCAGCUCGCAAGGAACCACAGCGUUUCAUUUAAAAAGACACAAUGACUCAAAUCAACUCGUAGCGUAUCAUUUUUUAUUCCUUCAACUCUUUCUCUCUACUAUGUACACCUAGUACUUAAACCAUACUUGUACGAUAUUUAUUGAUUAAAAAUGCAACCAAAGUUAAAAUCGAGUCUACUUGUUCGAUAAUUUCUAGAAAAUUAUAAGUUAGUCAACAAUA